AUGUUGCGAAACAAACAUUACCAAGAUGAUAUUAUGUACAUUACACAAUUAACGCGUAACGUUUUGAGUCUGCUAGGAGUUUGGCCGUCUUUCAACAAAAGAAGAUCCAUCAGUGAAAAAGCUUGGAAGUUCUUGUUGAUCUUGGUUUCUUAUGUUCUUCUUUAUGGCGUUCUGAUCCCCGGUGUCCUUUUCUGGUUGAUCGAGCAAAGAACGCGCGUUAGAAUUCAAACUAUUCCUCUAAUUCUCUACGGCUUUAUGGCCAGCGGUAAAUACAGCAGUUUGAUACUUCGCGAAAGAGAAAUCAGACGUUGCCUGAAGCACAUUGAAGAAGAUUGGAAGUUCGUCACUAGCAUGGACGCACGGGACACGAUGAUUGAAUCUGCGAGAACUGGAAGACGCUUGGUUGCACUUUGCGCAGCUUUUAUGUAUGGCAGCGGACUCUCCUUUCGAUCAAUUUUACCAUUGUCCAAAGGAAAGAUUGUUACCCCGCAAAAUAUUACAAUUAAACCUUUGCCUUGUCCGGCAUAUUUUUUUUCUUUCGAUAUACAAGUCAGCCCCGCUUACGAGCUGAUUUUUGCAAUGCAGUUUUUAUCCGGAAUAGUUACUUAUUCGAUAACAAUAGGUAUAUGUGGUCUUGCGGCCGUCUUUGUGAUGCACGCCUGCGGUCAAUUAAAGAUCUUGGUGGAUCUAAUGAAGAAUGUUGUUGAGGAACAGUGGGAAGAGAAACAAGAAAUAGACAGAAAGCUUGCUAAAAUGGUGGAGCAUCAAAUAAGAAUACGAAAUUUUUUGCAAUUGGUAGAAGAAACUUUGCAACAAGCAUGUUUAAUAGAAUUGUUGGGAUGUACAAUAAUUGUUUGUUUGCUGGGAUAUUGUAUAAUAAUGGAGUGGGAAAAUAGUAAUCCAAUAGCUAUGUGUUCUUAUUUUAUAACAAUUACAUCCCUGAUGAUAAAUAUGUUUAUGUUUUGUUACACUGGUGAACAGCUUACCGCACAGGCGGAGAGAGUAGCUAGUACAUCAUGCGAACUCGAGUGGUAUCGUCUUCCGGAUAAGAAAGCACGUGGAAUCGUGCUGGUGAUGAUCAUGUCGAACAUGCCCACCAAGAUCACUGCUGGAAAGAUCAUGGAUUUGUCAUUCAAGACAUACGGUGAUGUUGUUAAAACAGCUGUAACAUAUUUUAAUAUGCUUCUAAAUGUAACUGAUUGA
This is a messenger RNA of Linepithema humile (Argentine ant), 1203 nucleotides long. RefSeq names its product odorant receptor 4-like. Gene Ontology annotation, molecular function: odorant binding; olfactory receptor activity. Gene Ontology annotation, biological process: detection of chemical stimulus involved in sensory perception of smell; sensory perception of smell. The record is from RefSeq and is a predicted model, not a curated record. NCBI's taxonomy places the organism in Eukaryota, Metazoa, Arthropoda, Insecta, Hymenoptera, Formicidae. Gene Ontology annotation, cellular component: plasma membrane.